GUCAACGCAGCAGCACAGAAUAAUCUCAAAAGGGCGAAACGUAGGUGAAGCAGCUCCGUACUCCUCUCUUUUUCGCCAUCAUCUAGACAGUCGCCUUCAGGAAGGCGUCAUUCUUCGCUCCUUCUCUGUUUGCGCCUGUGGCACCCGCCGUUGGCCGGCAGCUCUACGGAGUUAAUUGGGUGUGCAGCCUUCGUCGCAACAGCAACCGUCGUUGUCGUGGAUCCAUCCGAUCCACUGAACACUUAGAUUCCUAUCAAACCCCUAACAGCACCUCCUUUUCUCCAACGGUCGCCAUGACGUUCUUCUCCAACAAGUCGUGCGACGUCUUCCCCCCGCGCCGCAAGGGACAGUCCGACGGUGCCUUGCGCAGCGAACUGAAGGCGCGCGGUGCUCCUCGCGACGCGGCCAUCAUCACCGCCACCGAACUCGAUAUCAUCCGCGGAAUGAUCGAGGGCAUCUUCCCGGGAGCGCUGCGCAGCCCUGCCGCGACCGCUGCGGCACCGCGCACGCACAACGAAGCCGCAGAGGAGCGACGGCGGAAGAUGCUAGAGUUCGACGCCGAGCGGGCCCGCAGCGGCGGGGCACCGAAGACGGCCGAAGAAAUCGAACUCGCGCAGGAGCGCCUGUUAAAUCUGGAGAAGGCGCGGCUGAAGCUCGACGAGGAGUACGAUGAGGUGAAGGCCAUGAACCGCGUCAUCGCCGAAGCGAAGUGCGUUGCCACCCGCGAGGCGCAGCUGCAAGAGAAGCAGAAGAGGGCCGAGGAGGAGGCCACGUACAACCGACAGAUGGACACGCUCAUGGCGCAGGAGGCGGAGAAGGCGCAGCAGGUCUACCUGGAGCGGGAACGGCAGCGGCUGGAGGAGCAGCGGCGCAACGCGGCCACCAUCAAGGUGCAGCUGAAGGAGCAGGAUGUGGAGCGCAUUCGGCGACUCGAGCGCCACCAGCAAGAGCAGGAGGCGAUGAACCGGCACAUGGAGCGGCUGCAGGAGGAAGAGAAGGCCACGAAGCUGCGCAAGAUUGAGGCGGCGCGUCGCAUGAUGGAGGAGGCCGCCAUCGCCAACGCCGAGCAAAUCGCGCUGAAGCAGAAGGAGCGGGACGCGCAGGUGGAGGAGGAGCGAAAAAUGGCGGAGUACAUCAAGCAGAAGGAAGCCCGCGAAGAGGCCUACGCGCAGGAGCAGGCACGCAUCCGGCACGAGAAGGAACUGGAGGUGGCGCGACUGCGGGCCAACCAGCAGCGUGUGCAGGACAAACAGGCGGAGUUGGAAGAGCUGCGCGCACGGCGGGUGCAGGAGGCGUACGCGCGUGAAGCACGCCGCAAGGAGAAGGAGGCGGCGGAGAGGGAGUCCACCAUGCAGGCGGAGCUCCAGCAGGCACGAUUAGCGCAGGUGGAGGAGCGUCAGCGGGCCAAAGCACUCGAAAAGGCGCAGGAUCAGGAGGAGGUGGACCGCAUGCUGGCGGUGCAGAAGGUGAGUCGUGAGCAGGACUUGGAGCGGCAGGCCCGCGUCCGCCGAAUGCAGGAGGAGAACUCCCUCGCUUUGUUGAAGCAGAUGAUGGAGGUGGAAGAGCGGCGGCGACGGGAGCGGCAGGAGGAGAUCGAGGAGGGCAACCAAGUUCGCAAAGACGCACGUGAGCGCCAGGCCGCGCUGGAGGCCAUUCGAGACCGCAAGUUGGACGAGUUAGAGGAGAUUGAAGCGCCCGAUCAGUACCGCCGUGCCCUGCUGCGCACCGGCAAGUAG
Molecule: messenger RNA, 1736 nt
Organism: Leptomonas pyrrhocoris
Lineage: Eukaryota; Euglenozoa; Kinetoplastea; Trypanosomatida; Trypanosomatidae
Exons: 1
Coding region: 294-1736 (480 amino acids)
Source: RefSeq, a predicted model, not a curated record